This is a messenger RNA of Paramacrobiotus metropolitanus, 1935 nucleotides long. RefSeq names its product transmembrane protease serine 9-like. The transcript is spliced from 10 exons. The record is from RefSeq and is a predicted model, not a curated record. Gene Ontology annotation, molecular function: serine-type endopeptidase activity. Bases 92 to 1591 code for a protein of 499 amino acids. Lineage: Eukaryota; Metazoa; Tardigrada; Eutardigrada; Parachela; Macrobiotidae. Gene Ontology annotation, biological process: proteolysis.
AAGAAACCUGUUGUUAGCAUUCUCUGUUCGUAAAUAAUAUUUUUUUGUGAAAUUUGUACAAAUAAUAUAGUUUCCAAACAUACUAAAGAGAAUGUUUACAACCUCAGUUUUUGCACUCUGUGCAGUGCUCACCAUCAGUUGCGUUUCCGCUCAAAAUACUAAUACUAUGCCUACACCUUAUAACCUACAAUCAUACGACUCGGACCGAGCGAUGCAGAAUUUCUCCGGUCAAGAAAGCGGCGCGUUCUAUUCGCAUCCGGGCUUUUACAGCUACCCUCGGCAGCCGUACGUCGCCGGAACGAGAAAGCGAUUUAUUAUCACUCUACCCACUUAUUGUCGAGCCCAGCUAUCCCUGGACAUGACCAACACCUACACGUUUAACAUUCGUGAUUACGACUUUGGGGUGAUGUUCGAUGGGAAACUGGCCACGAAUAUUGGAACGACGAUGUGUGACCAAAAAAGUUAUAUGAAUCUCCAGCAAAAGGGUACCAACUACCAAUCGGUGACCACUUCCGACAAAUCAGCAACUCGAACCUUUUUAAGCAGCACCAAUGUGGCGGUGUUUGACUUCUGCGCUGACCCUUACAACCUGGAUAACGAUCCCACACGCAGACUGGGAUUCGCCAUCAGCUGGAACUGUAUACGCACUCCGACGAACCCCAAUCCAACAACCACGACAACCACCACGACCCCACAACCAACAGUUACUAAUCCUGCAGUCGCUAACUGUGGUGUUCCCAUCAACUCAAACAACCGACCAAGUACCGCGUUCCAGACUGAGGCGUCGACUCGCAUUGUCGGCGGUGUGCCGGCCGCAUCCAACUCCUGGCCGUGGGCAGUUGGUCUGAUUAACACGCAGUAUGGAGGACAGUUUUGCGACGCCACUGUGUUAAAUAGCCAGUGGGUUGUUACCGCCGCGCACUGCGUUAAUACUAGUACGGAAGCAAAGUUCCAGCAAAACGUGAAGGUUUAUUACGGCAGCCAGAAUUUGCUGAACAGCCAGCAAGCCAGCGUCGCCCGCGUCAUUUGCCAUCCGAACUACAAUACGGGAAACCAACCAUUCAGCAAUGAUGUUGCACUGAUUAAGUUAACUGCGCCUAUUCCGAAUUUCCCUAAUUCCAUGGUAUCACCAAUUUGUCUGCCAAGCCAGGCAAUCGGAACUUUCCAAGCACAGUCGUAUAACAGAACCACAGGUCGUCCGUUUGCAUAUGUGGCUGGCUGGGGAACGAUUCAGUCCGGACAACAAAACAGUGAUGCAGCAAUUGGAUCCGGUAGUGAUCAGCUCCGGCAGACCAAUAUCGACAUAUUUAGCAGCACUGACUGUCAUAAAGCAUACGAUUACGGGAACACACGGUUCCCGGACACUGCGAUUUGCGGUGGCAUAACUGAAGGUGGACGGGACUCUUGCCAAGGAGAUUCUGGGGGACCCCUCGUGAUGGCUGUACCACCAACUUACAACAGUUACGCGCUGUACGGGAUUGUAUCGUUCGGUGCCGGAUGUGCCCAGGCCGGUCUACCAGGAGCGUACACCGAUGUCUUCCAAUUGAAAAAAUGGAUAACGGACUCAAUGGCAGAUCCCCGCAAUCAGUGAAAAUUUUGGAAACUAUUCCAGAAGUUAAUGCACAGAGACGGUUCAACAGACCUGCCGGUGUAAUGUAAACUGUUUCUUCACAAGAUUACGCCGGUAACUGACCAUGAGUACAACGCCGGUGCUUCGACAGUGUGUCGUUCGAAAUACGUUGUUGUGGUUUAGCGUGUCUUGCCGCACUAGAUCAAAUUUUCUCAGAUUAAUUUAUUAACAUUGUUACACAUGCGCAUUUUCCUGGUGUAUGAAAAAUGGGAAAAAGUAAAUACCAUUGAUGCAAAUAAUCGGUAAGGAAGCGAACUGCCAAGUUUUUUAAGUGCCACGUGCGGCAACGGCAUAAUAUUAAUUUU